AUGUCUCGUAUAAAUUACACGGAUGGAAUCAAUGGACAAACUCCAUCGCCUGGCUGCCCGAAAAUCAGCGUUCAGGAUGGACUGGUUGUCUAUGAUAUAUUUUCGGAGCGACACGUAGGAACUCAUGCGUUGAUUCUGUGCAGUUUGGGAUUUUCGUCGAAAGGGGCAACGAAUAUUCGUUGCGGAUCCGAUUCUAGAUGGGAGACAACCCCCGGUGAAUGUGUUGGUCCAGCCAAAUGCCCCGAGUUAACAAUCAACAAUGGAAUAGUUUAUUAUGAUUUACUACUACCUAGAGUAAAAGGUACUUCUGCAUUUCUUAAAUGCGAUGAUGAUACCGUACCCACACAACCGUCCUUCAUUGUUUGUGGUAAUAAUGGAGAAUGGAAUCAACAAAUCGGAUCGUGCAAAUCAAACAAUGCAGUAACUGGGACUCCUUUAGUCAAAUGCCCUCUAAUGAAUAAAGUCAAAAAUGGAUACAUCUUUUAUGGAGUGUUGCAGCAACGCCAAGUAAACAGUAAAGCGCAUCUCAUUUGUGCACUAGGCUACAUUCCGAGUGGCGCACUUAUGGCCACGUGUCAUACUGGAGGAUAUUGGUCUGGGCCGCUCGGUGAAUGUAAAGCACUGAUCAGUGGAUAA
Molecule: messenger RNA, 636 nt
Organism: Anisakis simplex (herring worm)
Lineage: Eukaryota; Metazoa; Nematoda; Chromadorea; Rhabditida; Anisakidae
Source: the annotation of a GenBank genome assembly